AUGAUCAAAUUUUCAAAUAGACUUCUUUUUUCAUUUAGAACCCUUUAUUAAAUACUUGAUGUACCUUAAAAUGCCAGUUAAGAUCAAAUAAAAUAAAACUAUCUCAAGAUUGUGAAGAUGUAUCACCCAGAUACUAAUUCAUAAUAAUCAAAAGAUUAAGUGAUUUUUACGACUACAUUAGGAAUACUUCAAAUAAGUCACAGCAGCUUACACAAUAUUAUCAAAUCAAAAUGAAAGACGUAAAUACGAUUAAACGUUAAAUAAUUCAUUUUUUCAAAAAGAUGAUUUUUCUCAACAGAAUUAUGAUUCAAAUUUUUCUAAGCAUAGAAAAGAACAAAUAAUAAUGUACAUCUAUUUAGCUGCUUUCAUUUUGGUUUAUUUGUAUAAUUAGAAAAUAAAUGAAUUAUUUGGUAUAAAAAAGUUACCAAUAAAUUCUCUACCAAAUAAAUAUAUCCCUAAAGAAGUUAUUUAAAUUGAAAAAAAAGAAUUAACUGAAAAAGAUUGCAAGUAUUAUCAAUUAAUAUUGUUAGCGAUUUGUCUUUAGAUAUUAUUAAAUAAAAGUCAAAAAGAGGUGACUAUAAAUUGGGAUAAUUAUGUUAUGAUAGAUUAUUAUUAGAUUAACAAAAAAUAAUAAAAAAGAAAAAGAACUUGGAUGAUUUUUAGUAAGAUGUAGUUAAUUAUAACAAUUCAUAAGUAUCAUAAAAAUCUGAAACGAUUUUAGUGGAUUAAUAAUAGCCAUAUAAAAUAUAGAGUCCAAUUAAAUAACAGGAAUAAAAUUUAGAAAAUAAGGAAAAGCUAGAAGAAAUAAGAGAAAAUGAAGAGUAAAAAUAAAAUUUAUAAUAAAUUAAUGAAGAAUUUUCUGAUGAUUAAACUCUAUAAUUAUUCUAGGAGUUAAAUAACAAUAAAUUUGAAAAUAAUUCUGAAUAAAUUAUUGUUGAGUAAUAUGAUUAAGAAGUAUAAUCAUAAUAAUAAUAAUCAUAAUAAGAGAGUUAAUAAGAAAAUUGA
This is a messenger RNA of Paramecium pentaurelia, 1005 nucleotides long. Lineage: Eukaryota; Ciliophora; Oligohymenophorea; Peniculida; Parameciidae. The record is from the annotation of a GenBank genome assembly.